Messenger RNA from Passer domesticus (house sparrow), 1795 nucleotides. RefSeq names its product tektin 3 (gene TEKT3). Gene Ontology annotation, biological process: cilium assembly; cilium movement involved in cell motility. NCBI's taxonomy places the organism in Eukaryota, Metazoa, Chordata, Aves, Passeriformes, Passeridae. The record is from RefSeq and is a predicted model, not a curated record. The transcript has 8 exons. Gene Ontology annotation, cellular component: sperm flagellum; nucleus; microtubule cytoskeleton. Bases 166 to 1650 code for a protein of 494 amino acids.
CGCACGGCCGGUACUGACUGUCCCCAGCCCGCCCCAGCCCGGCGUGCCCCUGCCCAGGGGGCUGGCAGCGCUCAGCCUGGCGUGCAAGGGGCGUCCAUUGCGGCUGGAAGUGCUGGAAAAGUAAUCCAGUGCAUUCCCAAGGAGCCGCACCAGCAGCAUUCCAGGAUGGAACUCUACGGCUAUCCCCUGAAAGCCAAGUUUAACCAGCCACGGCCACCGCCUCCCAGGGUGCUGCCGGCGGCACACAGCGUGGCUGCUGGCUACAAGAACCGCAUUCCCUAUCACUCCGAGAGCUUCAGCGUGCCAUGGAUGCCCAACUCCUACUACAAAGCAGCUGCCCUCAACCCCACCUUGUCUCCCCUCACCGAGAGCUUCCCAGGGCUUCCCCCCACCAAGAUAGUUCCUUUUAUUUCCGAGAGACCCAACGGGGUCUUCACCCGGCACACGCUGGAUGACUGGCACAGGUCCAACCUGACCAACUACAAGGAGUCGGAGACCACGCGGCACAACGCGGAGCGCCUGCGCGCCGACCUGACCCGCACCAUCAAGGACGUGUACCAGCAGGCCAAGAGGACCCAAGGGGAGAGCACCAAGAACCUGGGAGAGCGCAUCAAUGACAUAGAGUACUGGAAGUCCGAGCUCUGCAUCGAGCUGGACGCCAUGAUCAGGGAGACCAACUCCCUGAUGGACAUGCAGAAACGGCUGGAGAGAGCCCUGGCCGACACCGAGGGCCCCUUCCAGGUCGCUCACAAGUGUUUGCUCAAUCGGGAGAAGAGGAUGGGCAUCGACCUGGUCAAUGACGACGUGGAGAAACAGCUGGUCACAGAAAUCAAGAUCAUCAGGUCCUGCCGGGAGAGGAUACAGCAGUGCCUGGACACGGUGAAUGCCCAGAUCAUGUGCAACAAGGAGGCCCGGCAGGAGCUGGAGAAGGACCUGGCUGACAAGCAGCUGGGCCACCACAUCGACAACAAGUGCUACCAGCUGAAGAACACCUCCAGAGGCAUCCACUUCUUCAAGGGCGUGGAGAGGAUCGAUGCCACGGUCUCGGUGCCGGAGACGUGGGCCAGGUUCACGGACAACAACAUCUUCCGCUCGCAGAGCGCGCGCGCGACCUCGGCCAAGCUGCGCGCCAGCACCGAGAGCCUCCUGAUGGGCACGGCCGACGAGAUGUGGCGCCAGUUCAGCAAGGUCAACGACGCCUUCACCAGCCGCAUCACCGAGAUCGCCAACGCCAAGAGCAAGAUCCAGACACACCUGGCCAAGACACGGCAGGAAAUUUUCCAGCUUGAGACCAAGAUCCAAGUCAUCCAGAAGACCAUAAGGGACAAAGAGGUUCAGCUGAAGGUGGCUCAGACCCGGCUGGACGAGCGCACGAGGAGACCCAACGUGGAGCUGUGCCGGGACGCCGCCCAGCUCCGCCUUGUCCAAGAGGUCAACGAGAUCAACGAGACGCUGCGGAACCUGCACCAGUGCCUGCGCGCCUCCGAGGACAUGCUGCAGAUGCUGGUGCGCUCCAAGGGGGUCCUGGAGCACGACCUGGUGGUCAAGAACAACUCUCUGUUCAUCGACCAGGAGCGCUGCAUGGGCAUGCGCAAGAGCUACCCCAGCACCGUGCAGAUCCUGGGCUACGUCUCCGCCGGGCUCACCUGAGCGCUCGGCGCCCCGGCACCCCACGUCCCCCUUCCCCUCAGCUUCUCUGCAAAUACACUGUUGCAAUUGCACAACUCCGUUAGGAUUUCAUUUCCUGGUGUAAACUCCGGGUGGAAAUUAAACGAGUGCUUUGUUUGCUGGGUUA